AGACGCUUCUCUCUCCCCGCCCCUGCCCGCGGCCCUUUCUCUCCACAGCACCUCGGAGUCCCUCGGCCCGGUGGCGACGGCAGCAGGGACCCGAGCAGCGGCGAGCGGCCUCGAGGAUGAAGUGCAAGCCGAACCAGACGCGGACCUACGACCCAGAGGGGUUCAAGAAGCGGGCGGCGUGCCUGUGCUUCCGGAGCGAGCGCGAGGACGAGGUGCUGUUAGUGAGUAGCAGUCGGUACCCGGACCGCUGGAUCGUGCCGGGCGGGGGCAUGGAGCCCGGGGAAGAGCCGGGCGGUGCUGCAGUCCGCGAGGUGUACGAAGAGGCGGGAGUCAAGGGGAAGUUAGGCCGGCUCCUGGGCAUUUUCGAGCAGAACCAAGAUCGCAAGCACAGAACGUACGUGUAUGUACUGACUGUCACUGAGAUUCUGGAGGAUUGGGAAGAUUCGGUUAGCAUUGGGAGGAAGCGAGAGUGGUUCAAAAUCGAAGAUGCGAUCAAGGUUCUCCAGUGCCACAAGCCCGUGCAUGCCGAAUAUCUGCAAAAACUAAAGCUGGGCGGUUCCCCGAGCAGUGGAAACUCCAUGGCCCCGUCCCUGCCAGAGAGCGAUCCCUAAUGAACAGCAAAGAUAUCCAGGAUUGCUUUGAAAGAGUCAUUGAUGUGAACCACUGAUGAAUGGAAUUGGCAAGUAUAAGUGAGCACUUCCAUGUUUCCAAGGAGACAGCUCAUCUGGUUUUACUCGUACAUCUUGGGACACUCCUUCCCUGUCUAUUCCACUGACUCCUCUUGCCCUGGUGAUUGUACUAUUGUAUGUGAACAGACUCUUAUUCAGCACCCGUAGCCUUUUAUUGUGCUUUUUUGAUAUGUCUGCCUUCUUCAUUAGACUAUGAUAUCCUUGAGAGCAAGGACCACGUUUCCUUACUCUUUGCAUAUUCUGCAUCUGAGACACUACUUGAAAUAUGGUUGGCAUCACUGAAGGUUCUUUGAUUCAACUCAUAUUUUAUAAUCACUACAUGGUAAAACAUUCCCCUUCCAAUCUGGUGCUAGUAGAGUAUAUGCUGUCCAGGCACCACGUGUGUGGCUUGUCUGUAUCAGGUGUUUCAGAAACUUUUCAAGGCAGUUGUAAGAUAUUCAAGGACAAGAAUUACUACUCAUAUUUCUAAGUCAUACCACACAGUGGCUGGCAGUUUUAAGAUUACCCAUCACUUAAGGCAGCAUUUUGUAGAAUCAGUCCUUUGUGUAACAACUUCAGUGUUUUUGUACUGUUGCUGAUUUGCUUAAAAUUUUAUUCAAAA
Mesoplodon densirostris (Blainville's beaked whale) is the source of this 1290-nucleotide messenger RNA. RefSeq names its product diphosphoinositol polyphosphate phosphohydrolase 3-beta. Lineage: Eukaryota; Metazoa; Chordata; Mammalia; Artiodactyla; Ziphiidae. The record is from RefSeq and is a predicted model, not a curated record. The transcript has 2 exons. Gene Ontology annotation, molecular function: bis(5'-adenosyl)-hexaphosphatase activity; diphosphoinositol-polyphosphate diphosphatase activity; endopolyphosphatase activity. Gene Ontology annotation, biological process: diadenosine hexaphosphate catabolic process; diphosphoinositol polyphosphate metabolic process; adenosine 5'-(hexahydrogen pentaphosphate) catabolic process. The coding region runs from base 117 to 611 and encodes 164 amino acids. Gene Ontology annotation, cellular component: cytoplasm; nucleus.